GUAUCUUAAAAAGAAAAAAAAAGCCAGUGUGGGAAACAACUAGGUCAUAUGCAUUUGCUACUUAAGCAACCAUAUCAGAUCCAAAACAGCUCCCAGCCUACACCUGAACCAGUGAAAAACUGCCUCUAUACUGGUAGGAAGUUUAAAAAACAAAACAAAACAAAAACUUAAAUUUUUUUUGCAUUUAAGUAAUAAUUUAUGUUAAUGUAAAAAUUCCCCAUUUAGAUCAGUUAAUAGUUUGAACUACAUUGACAUGGAAGAGAAAACAGAAUAAUCUUAGGUGUAAGAUGACAGUUUUGGAUGGUUUUGAAACUAAGCAGAAAAAACUCCAAAGUCUGUGUUGAUAUUUGGCACUCUGUAAUCAAGGAAUAAAGUCUGAAAGGUGUGGCACCAGUAUAAAACGAGUUGUGUUCACUUCACAACUUUUUUUCCUUUGAGGGGGGCAAGUGAUUGAACUCAAGGCCUUGCACUGAGCUACGUCCCCAGCUUUUUUCUCUUCUUUGAGAGCUGGUCCUAGUAAGUGGGUAAAUUGUCCAGUCUGGGCUCCAACUCGCAAACAUUCCUGCCUCAGUCUCCCACAGUACCGGGAUUACAGGUAUGUACCAUCAUAGCUACGUAGAAAUAUAAUUUUCCAUAAGUCUAUAGAAGUUCUAGAACUAAAUUGAAAGAGUCAUCACAAACAGAAUGUUAUGAUGGUUUCCAUAACAGCAUUUACCCCUGAACACUAAAGAUUUUCCCAUGGGAAAUAUAAUAAAAAGGAGAAGCCUGGUGGCCAAUGGUGCCCGGUCUUUGGAGGAUAACCAGACCAUAAUACCGCACAUCAAGCUUUAUGAAGCCAUAAUCAAAGAAGACUGCACUGCCAUCAAGGCACUCCUUAAAAAUCACCCCGUCGACCAGCCUUUGACCAUUCCGUCCAAACAUACCGGCUACACGUUACCCUCACGCCAGCUGACACGUUCCAUCAUUCCCAUUCAUCUGGCUGUCAAAUACCGCAAUGCCCAAAGUUUGCUCUGUUUGUUACAACAUGGGGCUGACCCAGAAGUCAGGGACACACGAGGCCUUACCACUCUCGAGCUGAUGAUACUGCACUGGCCAAUCAAUUCUACCACAUGGUUAAAACCAGGUAACAGAAUCCAAAGGAUCCUGACAGAGCACGACAAUGCUGAAACAUGUCUCCGCAUCUUGUGUGCAUAUGGAGCUCAAGUUAAUGCCCACGCAGACAACAGCAACAAAAUUUCCCCCCUCCACUUGGCCGUAUCAUAUGGGACCAAUUCAGUUCUUUCCACACUGGUUCAAAAUGGUGCACAGGUCAAUGCUAUUAAUGAAGCCUGCAUGACACCCCUUCACAUGGCUGCAGAUCUACUGAGUAAGGACAUGAUAGAAACACUUAUUGCAUAUGGUGCGAAUGUGAACUAUGCGGUCUCAGCCACGGGGAAUACGGCCCUGAUGCUGGCAGUGUGCACUGCAUCCAGCAAAGCAGGCCGCCUGCUAGCAGCAGGGCUGAGCUGCAUCCAUUUGCUGUUAAUGCAUGGAGCCAAGGUCAAUGCCCAGAACUGUGAGGGUCAAACAGCUCUCCAUGAGGCAUGUUUUGGAGGUAGAGAGGCGAUAAUCAAUCUCUUGCUUGAAUUUGAGGCAAAUGUUAACAUUUUAACAAAAAAUGGGGAAUCUCCAAUUUAUAUGUACCUUCUACGCAGCUCCAAUCUCAGAGACAAGACUCUUUUUGCUAAGCUACUUUGUCGCACUUAUCCUCUGAGAUUGACCAAUAAGCAAGGAAUUCUACCUGUGGGAAUCAUGCCACAAGAAUUCUACUCCUUUAGGCAAGCCUUAAUAACCUUAUCUCGAAAACCUUUAUCUCUAGAGGACAUCUGUAAAAAAACCAUCAGAAAUCUUUGUAGCGAGAAACACAAACAUCACCUGAAGCAAUUUCUCCCAGUAAAGAUAUGGAACUCAAUAUACUGCUGUUCCGACUUAGCUUACCUAAAGUAAGACCAAGUUCCUCGGUCACAGAGACUUCAGCAAUUCGAACUGCAUUUUCUGGCUAGAGACAUACCAGAAAAUACUGAACCCGUUAUCUUUAUAUCCCAAUGUACGAA
Molecule: messenger RNA, 2093 nt
Organism: Octodon degus (degu)
Lineage: Eukaryota; Metazoa; Chordata; Mammalia; Rodentia; Octodontidae
Gene: Ankrd61
Product: ankyrin repeat domain 61
Exons: 3
Coding region: 739-1986 (415 amino acids)
Molecular function (GO): protein binding
Source: RefSeq, a predicted model, not a curated record